AUGCAUGUGUCUACUCUGUUCUGUUUGUCAUCACAGGGAGCUGGUGCUGCUGCCUCUGGCCCUGCUCCAGUUUCUGGGACCAUCAGAGCCCCCGUCCCCUCCACAUCAGCAGCAGCCAAGCAGAGGAUCUGCCUGUUCAGGGUGGAAGAGGAUGACGAGGAGGAGGAAGAGCAGGACCCAUCUCCCCUUCCAACCCAAGUGAUCAUGCGGCGGAAGCCCCCCUCCAUCACCAACCGCCUCACAUCCAGGAAGAGUGCCCCAGUGCUCAACCAGAUCUUUGAAGAGGAGGGGGAGUCGGAUGAUGACUUCGACCUGGACGAGGGGCUGCCGCCCAAACUCAGCCGCCUCAAGAUGAACAUGGCUGCAAACGCUGGCAGUCUGAGCUCGGGGGCCGCCUCCCCGGGGCCCUCACAGAAGCGCUACCAUCGUCGCAAGAGUCAAGGGAGGGGGUCAUCGUGCUCCAGCUCUGAGACGAGUGACGACGACUCGGAGAGCCACCGCAGGCGGCUGGAUAAAGACUCAGGCUUCAGCUACAGCUGGAACAGGAGGGACAGCAGUGAGGGGCCGCCUGGCAGCGAGGGGGGGGGCAGCAGCUCAGGGCAAGGCAAACCCCCCUCAGAGGGUGGGGGCUCCUCUGGUCCUGACAAGGGCAGUUCUCCUGGUGCAGGUAGUAAUGGAGGAAGAGAAGGUGGUGGGGGAGGAGGGGGGAGCGGCAGAGAAGGAGGUGGGGGUAACCGAGGACAAGACAGCCCCUCCAGCUGUUGUAACAACAGCUCCCUCAGCUCCAUGUCCCGGCUGUCCCGCACAGCGAGCCGCGGCACCGAGCUGGUGGAGGGGCUGAAGCUCAUGAGCCUGUGCCUCAGCUCCCAGCUGCAGCAGCACCGCGGGGGCCGGGGGGCACGAGGAGGUGGGGGUGGAGGGAAGUUCAUCAUAGACCCUCGCAGUGUGAAAAUUCAGGAGAAGUCAACAUGGAGGAUGUGCAUCAGCUCGACUGGGAGCCUGGACUCCAUCACCCUCCCCACCGCCACUGGCCUUCCACGCACCCACCAUCACAAAGCAGUGCCCCACGGUCCCCACAGCUUGAAGGCAGGCCCCCCCAGCAGAGAUGUUCACAGCAACUUGAGCGCUCUGAAAAAUGGCGUCCUGCAACUACCUCUGUGUGAGAAGACCAUUUCUGUGAACAUCCAGGGGGGGUCCAGAGAUGGUCUGCUCUGUACCUCAGCUCCAGCCAGCUGCUGCCAGGUCAUCUGACCC
Messenger RNA from Nematolebias whitei (Rio pearlfish), 1254 nucleotides. Its product is annotated as SNF-related serine/threonine-protein kinase-like. Lineage: Eukaryota; Metazoa; Chordata; Actinopteri; Cyprinodontiformes; Rivulidae. The transcript is spliced from 2 exons. The record is from RefSeq and is a predicted model, not a curated record. Bases 1 to 1251 code for a protein of 416 amino acids.